AGAGAGAGAGAGAGAGAGAGAGAGAGAGAGAGAGAGAGAGAGAGAGAGAGAGAGAGAGAGAGAGAGAGAGACUGUCUUUCUUUUUGUUUUUGGGGACUGACUCUUGUUUUCUCCCUUGCCGCUAUGCUUAAGGAUAGGUGAGGUUUUUUUUAACUUCUUCCUGGGGGGGAGAUAGAGAGAGAGAAAGUGAGAGGGAGAAGGAGGGAGUAAUUUAUUGUUUCCUGUGAAAAGAGCAAGGCUGCGCCCUUUUCUCCUGCAUGAACUCUGAACCACUAAAUGUGUGUCUGAAGUUUUCUCAGACCUUGGGAGCCAUUGAUCGGAGGUCAGGGCAGAGAACAGAGGGGUGAAAGACAAGAGCAGAGCGAGCAGGGGGAUUAAAGAAGAGAGAGAGAAAACCGCACUGGGAAGGACCUCCAGGUCAGUCUCAGCAGACGGCGGAGGAGCGUAAGGUCAACACGGAGGAGCCGGGACAACUUUUCAUCACAGUUUUUGGACAAAACCUGCCGUGAAUUACAAACCCGGAGCCACGGUCUUCAAGUGUGGAAGCAAUUUUUAGACUUAGAGGGUAACUAGGAGCUGGGGGCACAGGGCGGGUCUGUGAAUGAUCCAUUCACAGGACUGCACGUCUCAGAGAAUAUGGCCAUGGUGAGCGGGGGAUGGGGCAACCCCAAUGGGGACACUAAUGGACUGGGGGAGAAGGCUUACCUGAAGAGGGAGGAAGAGGACGGAUCGCCCCAGGCCGGCAGCAGCGACGUGGACGUCGGGGACGAGGACAAGGCCUGCGUGGUGGACUGUGUGGUGUGUGGGGACAAGUCCAGUGGGAAGCACUACGGCGUGUUCACCUGCGAGGGCUGUAAGAGCUUCUUCAAGAGGAGCAUCAGGCGGAGCCUCAACUACUCGUGCAGAUCGAAUCGAGAAUGCCAGAUCGACCAGCAUCACCGGAACCAGUGCCAAUACUGUCGGCUGAAGAAAUGUUUCCGAGUUGGGAUGAGAAAAGAAGCUGUCCAGCGAGGUCGUAUCCCUCCGUCCCACACGGGGAUCAGCCCCAACUCCCUGGCAGGUGGAGUCGGGGGUGCGGGGCCCGGUCACCUCGGGGCUGAGUAUUUCAACGGGCAGCCGGUUUCAGAUCUCAUCUCCCAGCUCCUCCGGGCUGAGCCAUAUCCCAGCAGCCGUUACGGGGGCCCCUACAGCCAGGCACAGAUGCAGACUUCUGCGAGCGGGGCCUCCGUCAUGGGCAUUGACAGCAUCUGUGAGCUGGCCGCCCGGCUCCUCUUCAGCACCAUUGAGUGGGCCAGAAACAUCCCAUACUUCCCAGAGCUGCCAGUUUCAGAGCAGGUGGCGCUGCUGAGGCUGAGCUGGAGCGAGCUCUUCAUCCUGAAUGCGGCUCAGUCGGCUCUGCCCCUGCACAUGGCUCCUCUGUUGGCCGCGGCUGGUUUCCACUCGUCUCCCAUGUCUGCCGAGCGUGUGGUGUCCUUCAUGGACCAGGUCAGAGUUUUUCAGGACCAGGUGGACAAGCUGAACCGGCUGCAGGUGGACUCCGCUGAGUACAGCUGCCUGAAAGCCAUCGCACUGUUUUCUCCAGAUGCAUGUGGUCUGACUGACCCGGCCCAUGUGGAUUCCCUGCAGGAGAAGGCCCAGGUCGCCCUGACAGAGUAUGAGAGAAUGCAGUACCCCAACCAGCCUCAGAGAUUCGGCCGGUUACUGCUGCGCCUCCCUGCUCUGCGCGCCGUGCCGGCCAACCUCAUCUCUCAGCUCUUCUUCAUGCGUCUGGUGGGCAAGACGCCCAUCGAGACGCUGAUCCGAGACAUGCAGCUAUCAGGGAGCUCCAUCAGCUGGCCCUACGUCCCGGGACAGUAAACUCCCGGUGACGACCAGAGUGAGAUGGACUGAGAUCAGAUAGGAAGUUCCCAGAGAUGACACACUCGUACAAAGUGAAUGUUAUGAACACAAACUAAGUGAUCAGUUUUUCCUCACUUAAGCCUUGUACAGUUUGGUGGUAGUCGCACCAGAAAACAAAAAUGUACAUUUGUUUGACGCACUUGACAGUUUUGUCCUCCGAUCUCUCUUGGUCUCACUCUGGAUAGAGGAAAAACAGGGCUUUAAUUAAAAUUCAGACUCUAACAUGAGGCCAUGUGCCUAUACUACCUCCUUCCACAUCACCUCAUAUGUGACUCAGUGUGACCCCAGGCCCGAGUGUUUUCCCUCUGCUUUGUGUUUGAGUCCAAAUGAAGCCAUAGCGGUGCCACUUUCCACAGACAUCUUUCAAGUUAUUUCAUGUUUGGUAUGUGGAUGAAAUAUCAUACGUUUUUACCAAAUGUAUUUGUGAAGACUGCAAAAUGUCACCUUGCACAGCGUUGAAACAAAGAAGAGGUGCGAGCAUCGUACUGCAGGUUCUACUCUAUAAGGUACUGCCAGUGUGCCAGAUGGGAAAUGCUAAAGUAUCGUACCAGAAGCUUCAAAUGAUUGUAUCUUGAGGAAGAUUAUUGUACGUGACCAGGGUAGGGAUGGGACGCUCAAUACCAACGUUUGGAAGCUGUGUCGAGAUUCCGAAAUGUACCUUCCCCCCCUGCUGGAACAAGCUUAGCCGAGCGCUAACGUUGUGCUUGUGAUUCACGUUCGUCAUCACGAGCAUGAAGUGUAAUCAAAACAUCGUACAAAUACGCUAAUUAUCGUACAUCUGGCAACACUGAGUACUACCAAUAAAUAUUAUGUAUGGUAUAUAUUUAAAGGCAUAGUGAAGCAUUUUGUGGAUUAAGUUUAUUUGCUCUCUUGCUGAGGGUCAGAUACAAAGACUGACACCAUGUCUGUACAGUAGCUGGCUAGCUGUCUAGCUGAUGCUAAUAACUUCCAGCAACUCUUAAGCUUGCUAGCUAAUAUGCUAUAUCAUUUUUUUCCAAUUGCACAUAACUCUGCAUACACUAGUUAAGGUUCUCAGCUUUUUUUUUUAGCAGCGAUGCCGGCGGAUAUUUUGUCUAUGACCAAAACGAGGCUAGCUGCUUCCCUGUCUUUCCAGUCUUUACGCUAAGCUAAGCUAAACAGCUGCUGGUUCCGUCAUCCUAUUGACUCUGAGGGUGGAAUCCAUCUUCUCAUCCUCAACAAGAAAGCAAACAACUUUAUUUUUCCAAAGUGCGGAACUAUGCCUUCGAUGUAGAACACGAUAACGUUGUUCCAGUAGAAAGUUAAGUGGAGGAGAAUAUGCUCGGACACACCCUGGCUCGCUCAGUCACAUCCCUGUCCAACAUUAUUACCUCAUGUUUUAUACAUCAAAGAUUGUAUCGUGAACUGUUCAUGUACUAAUAAUAUAAAGGGAUCAAAUUAUCACUAUCGCAGAAACCACAGAUAAUAAUAUUCCCUUAAAAAAACCUGUCUGUCCUUCAGACUUCAGCCAAAAUAUGUUUUGAGUGUUUUAAAAAUGUAAAGUUUGAUGUAAGAGGGCACGUGAAGUUGAUCCGAUCAUUUUAAAGGGAGUGGCACGGAGUCAAAUUACUCUCACGCUUUUCUGCUGAAUCUCUGCAGACUGGACAUUGUGUCUUUUGCCUUUGUAAGGGCAGAGGUACUUCAUUUUGUCACAUGUUCGAUCCCCUUUUCAAAAGAGUGUGCUGGUGCAAAGCGGUCACAUCGACUACACUUAUGCAAGGUCCUUGCAAGGUCGCGUGUUGAGGUUUAAAGGUCACGUUGUUUGUCGGUACUGAGAUAAAAGGUACAUUCAUGGCUCGGUGUCACAUGUGUUGGUCUUUCCACAAUAAUUGAGUGAAAGACAAUUUUGGCUUUUAAAGUUUUGUAUCCCCUAAUCUUAUCGGUUCUUAUAUCAUAUUAAAAAAAGAAGGUACCAAUGACCACAAUCCCUGAAGCAGCUCAUCGUGCUCUCCCUGAAUCACUCUGUGUUAUUUGUUGGAAUGUAAACUAGUGAUCUGACUGUUUAGCUUUGCAUUUAAAAGAAGUUUGUUUCUAUGACCAUGCCAAAACUUUAAAAAAAACAAAAACUAAUGCAACAGAUGUUCAUAUAGCUGACUGGUUAUUUUUGCAUUUCUGGAAAUAAAAGAAUGCACAUUU
This is a messenger RNA of Platichthys flesus (European flounder), 4053 nucleotides long. RefSeq names its product nuclear receptor subfamily 2 group F member 6-like. Gene Ontology annotation, molecular function: nuclear receptor activity; zinc ion binding; RNA polymerase II cis-regulatory region sequence-specific DNA binding. The transcript is spliced from 5 exons. Gene Ontology annotation, biological process: anatomical structure development; cell differentiation; negative regulation of transcription by RNA polymerase II. The coding region runs from base 637 to 1857 and encodes 406 amino acids. Lineage: Eukaryota; Metazoa; Chordata; Actinopteri; Pleuronectiformes; Pleuronectidae. The record is from RefSeq and is a predicted model, not a curated record.